Messenger RNA from Pocillopora meandrina, 8667 nucleotides. The record is from the annotation of a GenBank genome assembly. NCBI's taxonomy places the organism in Eukaryota, Metazoa, Cnidaria, Anthozoa, Scleractinia, Pocilloporidae.
AUGGCGGCAGAAGAAGAAGAUGACGAUAUCUGGGACAGUUGGGAAGAUAUGGCAGAUUCUGGGGUAAAUAAUCUGCAGAUAAUGUUUAUUUUCCUCACUUUUGUAAUUCAUAUAAAUUUCUGCCCAGUCAAAACUCCCAUUUUUUGAGGGUUUUUUCUCGUAAAUUGUAUCAAUGAACUGUAAGGUAGUAUUCACAUCUGCCAGUAAUUAACCCCUGGAUUCCAGGAAUGACAUCGUGUUCCAACCGCUGUCGAUCUAGUAAUGAUAAUACUACUUUUGGAGAAACAGGUUUUUACCUAUAAUUUUUAAUUGCCAAUGAAUUUAUUGGUCGAUUUUACAACUGAUUUCAUUUAUAGGAAUUAGAAAGACGAAUGGAAGAACGGGAGAAACAGAUACGAGAAAAAGACCAGAAACCUUCAAUUACAUCUAUAAAGUAAGAAGAGUCACAAUACAAAGCUAAAUCAAAAAAAGUAUAUAACAUAAAGGAAAGUCUCAAGUGAGUAUUUUUGUGGUUAAAUUGAAGGACAUUGAAGCAAUUUCCAUAUACUGUACUGUAAAGAUAAAAAAUAAAUUCAGUAAUAUUUUAUUUCCAACUUUCCCUAUAAAUUAAACUCAAUUGUCCAUAAGUGUUCGCGAGGAAAAACGUUUCAAAAAGCCUCUUCAUCAUAAAACCAUGUCUGUAUGGUAUCCAGUGCCAGACUGCUGCCUUGUGAAUGCUUUACAUGUAUUGAGUUAGGAAGAUCACUCCUACAUUUUUUUUAAUUAUUUCCUUCAUUUCAACAAUCACAACCUUUGAAUAAUUACAAAAAAAUAAAGGAAAUGGAGAAGGGCAUAAUAUAGCAAGCUAAUUAGAUGUCCUUUUACACUAAAUUACAAUUUUUCAUAGUCAGUAAAACAAGAGGAGUACAUACGUAAGAGAGGGAAUUGGGAUCACACCUUUAACAACAAAUGUAAUAAUAGCACGUGGUAAAAGGAAGAUAUUUAUUAAUACUGAGAAAAGUAGAACAUAAGAAUUGCUUUUUCAAAGAUUUUCCUAGUGGGUUUCUCCCAUAUUGACAUAGGAAUAUCAUUCUAACUGCACAUCUUCAAUAAUUUUUUUUUUAAUUUUUAUUUUAUCUCGAAUUAUUAUGAUUUUUUUUUUAACAUACCUCACGACUUGUAGGGCCAGUUAUUUACAUGAAGUCUAACCCAAACUGCAGUUUUACAGAAGCUGUGGACCUCAGGUUUUCUCUUUGGUGUAAUUAAAUCAAUGCCCUUCCACUGUUAGCGUUUGGUCCUCUUGAUACUGUUCAUAAUUAUGGAUGAUCAGUUAAAAAGUUCAGCUGAAUUGAAGAUAAUUUAGAUCACAGUUUUGUUAAACAUUGGUUAAACUUUGUUUGUAUUCAGACCUUUAUGUGGGGACUUGUUUUGGGCAUAAGUGAAAUGAAACUGAUAGUAAAUCAUAGAAACAAUUCUACUUGCUCAUCAUUUCUUUUAGAAAGCAAGAAACUAAGACAGGUUCAUCCAUUCUGAUGCAAGAAGAUACAAACCGAACUCUGUACAAGCCACAGGUAAUUAAAAUUGUAGUUGAUAAAGCGUGCAUUUAAUAUGAUAUACUAUGUACUAUAGUCCUGUAUACUUUCAACUAGAAAGCUAGCUCUCCUUACUGAUGACUACAUUAUUUUUGUGGCUAGUGCCUCCCAUAGGAGGCCAUUAGUCACAUAUGUACAUGUGCAUUGUCAAGAUGAGUGAGCAAGUAAGUGAAUGUAACAGUAGAAUUUCAAUCUUGAACCAAUUUUGACCUGAUGUUUCCUGGUACUACUUAAUGUUUUUUUUCAAAUUAUCUUAGUCUCAAGUAGUUCAACAUUUGCACUCGAUACACAGUUGAGUUCUCUCCUUUUUUGAUUUCUGACUUCUAGCCACUAGUGAAUUAUGUUUUCAGCUCUUCCCAUGACACAACAGAGGACAGCAGGAGAUAAUAAACAUCUCACAAUAAUUUUAGAAUUGCACGUAAUUUACAGAAAAAGUUUUCCUUGUAGAAAUAUUGUAAUAGGUAUGAUCUGCACAUCAUGGAACUGAAAAGAAAAUUAUUUUCUUUGAAGAGAGAAUAUUUUACCAUUUAAAUCAGCAAACUAAGAGGAGAUUGAUCUUCUCAGUUUUUGCCCUCACACUACAAAAGACAAUGAAUAUAUCAAAAUUAUUUCACAGUGGCAUCCAACAAGGCAUUGUUUAAAUCAAAACUUUUCCAUUGCAUGCAGAAAUAUCUGAAUAGAUCCAAUCUGAACAUUCAAACAGCUUGAAUCUGCAACUUAUUCUGAAAAGAGCCACUAAGUUGCAAAGGGAGCCUCUGCAAAACACAAUACCAUGAGUUGUUCAACAAAAUGAUGGAAUGGAGGAACAGUGGAUCAGUGGAUCCACAGAAUGGUAGAAUAUCUUCAAUAAGACAAGGAAUGAUGGAAUAUCCUAAAAUGCAGAAUGCCUUUUUGUAUAAAACAAAAGUCUCAAGAAAUGGAAUUGCAAUGGAAAUAAUAAAAUUAUUUAAAUCAAACAGCAGAAUUAAAAGAGGCAUAGGUGAUCAUUGUUGAAAGAGGACUGGGGAGCCAUAGGGCUUUAGAGCUGGCCCUUUUAAGUUAAAUAUUAUAAUAUCAUGAUUGUUAUCAUUUUUAUUAUUGUUAAUAUUAUUUGUUUCCAUUUAAUUAUUAGGUUAAUGUCAAUUAGACAAUAUAUUAUUGAAUCGUCUUUCUCUUGUGGAACAGGGUACUCAUAAAUAUUUAGGAUGCAGCAGGUUUUCUGUUUUGCAUGUGAGACAAAUAUUCUGCAAUGCCACCUUCUAGUGUCAUUGUACAACCCCAGGAACAAUCAGUACUAUAGAUAAUUAUUAUCCUUGAAAUUGUUUGUCAAGUACACUGUCAAGUAUAACCAUCAGCAAAAUGAAAACAAAGAAAGCAAAUUAGCUGAGUAAAUUAAGUAAAACUGCAGAGCCUCUCUCUACAAAAUUCUCAGUAGCCUUCCUCAUCACAAUUUAGGUGACACCAGUGUAUUGAGGUGAUUUUAUCCUUGUGUAAAUUGCAUUUAGCCUCAUUCUUACUUGCAUAACAAUAAAAUGGGGAAUAAACAGGGGUUUUCAGGCCCAAGAUACUACCAGUUUGGAUGAUAGUAUAGUAUGUACAGUAUAGUACUGUGCAUUAUGUUGGUAAGAUUUGAACCUGCAAGUUGUAUGUGGUUUAGUGUUUUCAAGUUGCCAGAUUCUGAACUUCAUUUAAACUGUUUCUUUUAAUUUUUAUAUUGUAGUUGAGAAUAUUAAAACGACCAGAUUCUGGUGGAACAAAUAAUUUGAAAAAUCAGGAAUCCUCCAAGGAGAAGCCUGCUCAUAAAACAUUAGCAGAGAGACAAGCACAAUAUGCAGAGGCUAGGUAAGGAAAUUUUUCAAAGUGAGACAAGCCUGGAACAGGUGUAAAUUGUUCUAGAUAUAUACAGUUUUUUUAGUAACCUUUUAAUCCAUAAAAGUAAACAAUAUAUAGCAGUAGUAUCAUAAACCUGGUUAACCCUUUAAUUCCCUUGAGGAAUUUUAUUUUUGCAAUACUAAUGCAAUAUCAAGCAGACAAGUGAUGAGAAUAAAAAAACAUAUAUCAAUUAGGGGAUUUCUAAUUGAUCCAAUUUCUAAAUCUCCAAACCAACAUUAUAAGAAUUGUAUGGCAAACAGUAGGGAGAAUUACAAAUGAGAUCUGGGGGGUGAAAGGUUAAAAGGUACAUAGUGUAGAUGUAGUUGUCUAACAAAUAUGCUGAAUAUUGUUGAAUGAUCUCUGCAACAAUGGCAUGGGGAUUAUUCAACAAUAUUCACUGAGCCUGAGGCAAAUAAUUGUUUUAUUAUAUUUGUUUAAGUGCUUUCCUUUUAAUCCUGAAACUAUUCUGUUUAAAUUGUUUCGAUUAAGAGCCAGUUUACAGUAGAAUUUAACAGGUUCACUUAAUUCAUACAUGUAUCUUUGUUUUGGAAAGUGAUACUCCAAUCUUAGUAGCAUCUUUUGUGCUCUUUGAAAUUGAAUUUUUUUUUAUUGCAUUCAUCAUUUCCUUAAUAACACUAACAAGAUGUGAGGCAUGCAGCCACUUUGAAAUUUAGCACUCUCGCUAAGAUCACCCCACAUUAGGUGACAAUAGCAAGAUUUGUUGGAAUCCUUGACCAAUCAUAGUGUGUGUAUCUCCAUAAUCACCAGAGCAAUCAUACUAAUAAGUAAAUAAUAAUAAUGGAUUUUUUCUUGUUAAUUUUAUUAUUCUUUAUUGUUUCAUUUUAUUAGGGCACGAAUAUUGGGAUCUGCAACAGAUGAAAACAAUGAUUCAGAGUAAGUUACACUAGUCCUGUAGAUCAUCUUACAAUGAUUUUAUUCAUGUAUGUACAUGUGUACACCAGGGGUGAAGUUAGGGUUACCCAGGGUACCUGCUUGAUGUUGUUGCAUCAUCCAUGCUCUGAUUUACUUAAUACAAAAUAUUGUUGGCUGAUCAUUAUGUGAUGCAUUAAGAUUCCUCUGAUCCUUUCUUUUUCACGACCUGUGUUGGUAUGUUGUUUGCUAGAAGAAAGAUCUUUGCCUAAAGAGUGUGGUCACAGGCAUCCCAAUUCCCCUUAGCGACAUGCCUGCAUAUAAUGCAAGGUUAAUGUACAUUUUCCAUAGUCAUUUGUUUCAAAUGCUGCUCUUGUCAUAGGAUUGUAUCUGUAGUUUUCUCUCCCUGCAGAAAACACAAAUGUCCUCAAUUAUUGUUUUGCAAUUUACAAAAAUGUACAUGUUACUUUAACUUUCAAUUAUACAGAAGUGAUGUCAGACCACAAUUACUACAAGUGGAGCAGAAACUGCCAGAGAAUGUCAUACGUUUACCAAGGUAGAGUAGAUUGUUUUUUAUGCAAUAUUGUAAACUUUAAAACUGUAGUGUAUUUGGGAAAGAUUGGUACAGAACAUACAAUUGGACGUGUCCUUAUGACUAUUCUUUGUUGUUGGUUUCAUGGUGUAGACCCUUCCAUUGGCGCGAUUUCUUGAGAAGUUAUUGCACUCACAACUUGACACAUAAGUUAAAACCUUGUGUUUUGGUAUUUCACUCACGUGACCUAAUGAAGUCUAGCCAUGGGAUUUUGUUUCCUCGUGUGUAGUCAUUCAUCACACAGACACUGUGCAUCACCACCACCAAUGGGUUGCAGAGGGCCACGAGUGUAUUAUUAUUAUUAUUAUUAUUAUUGUUACUAUUAUUAUAACUAUUAUUAUUAAUAUUAUUAUAAUAUCAUCGUUAUUAUUAUUAUCAUUAUUAUUAUUAUCAUUAUUAUUUAUUAUUACCACCAUCAACACAAUAACAAGAGUGAACCUAGAUGGAAAACAACGUUGGCUAACAUUCUAAUUUAUUAAAAAAUAAAUCCAAAGUACGCUCGACUUGCUUGCAAGCAAAGUACUCUUGGGUGGAAACUUUAAAACGUGAAAGCUUUUUAAGUCUUAAAAGGCAUUAUCUUUUUUCUUAAAAGGCAUUAUAUAUUCACCCAUUGCCACAGAAAUACUGUUGUGCAUCUGUGUUGUAACAUAAAUCACAUGAUCAGAGUGAGGAGGUUGUCUUCAUUUAAUGCUACAUGUAACUCAUAAAUUUGUGCCCCACACCUAACAUCCCUAUAGGUCCAUCUAAUUCCGCGAUCGUAUCGAGUGCAAUCUACGUUUAAUGACAUCUAUGAUAAUGACUAAACCAUCGUUCCAUAUGACAAAUAUGUAAAGGUGUUAGAUUCUAGUUUGCAGAAAAAUGUGCGCUUUAAGGAAAAAAAUACAAACAAAUAAAAACAAUUUAACAAACGAGGCCCAUAACCUCACGAAAGCAAAAACAAAAACAGACUGUGACUAUGGACAGGCUUCCAAAAACACAAAAUGUGGGUUGGUUCUAAUCCCAAAUCUAAAUCAAAAGGUCAUAGAGCCAUGGUUAAACAAGUGGUUUUUUUUUCGAUUUUUAUUAAUAGUUUAUUGCGGUUAUUGUUAACACAAUUAGUUCGUGGGAAUUAGACGCGUUUGACGCGCGUGUGAUGCUACAGUAUAUGUGAGCGGUACUGUGCCUCCUUGCUUUUUCCGGCGAAAGCAUGAGCACGCAACCGUGAAGAAAACCAAAGCAUGAUAACAAAACACGAUAGCGAUCGACUUAUCCUGUUAACUGCAGGUAACAUUUUUUGUGGCGUCUGUUAUUGGUGGAUAUCGAUAGCUUUAACUUUCUCACUCAAUAAAACAUUUGAAGGGGUCUUAAUCUAACGUGAGAAGAUGUAAAUGUCUUACCACGUGCACUUUUAUUUUUUAGGGGUCCAGCUGACAAUGGUUCUAAAGGGUUUGAAUUCGCAAGGUGAAAUUAAAUACACGAUACACAAACUGAUCAGUUGAAACAAAGUAUUUUUCUUUAACUUCAUCGAAAGCAAGGAUCAUAAAUCGGGUAUGGAGCGGAAGCAUUGGCCUAGGGAUAUGUAGCACUCAUCUGUCACUGGAAGGAGUUCCUGGGAACAUUUUUAUGCAUGUAGUGGUUUGUCAUGGGAGUGUGUUUUGUAAUUAUCAAUGUCAGGCUGUCGAGUAGCCAUCUGUGGUCUUCUGCACCUGCUUCAAAAACACAGAGAAAGUCGUAUCAGCUUCACCUGGCGAAACAAAUAAACCCUUUCCCGACUGGACUUUACUUCUGCGGCAUUUCUAGGAAUGCUUCAACAACCCAAGACUGAGUAGUAUUUCAUUCAAUUAAGUACUACCCAGUUCUCUUCAGCAGCGUUGGUACAACAACGUGAAAUAUCAAGAAUUUACUCGUCGAAACCAAUUCAAAUUUCCAUCGACAGGACUUUUAUCCGGUAAUUUUGAUUUGGAAAGCUGUCUUACCGGAAUGGUAGAAUUCGUUUACGAGUCGAGUGUACACUUCACGUUCAUACAGAGUUCCAUUCUGAGUUUAUUUUGGUUUGGAGACCAAUCAGACUUCAAAUCUCAGUGGCUGCACUGUGGGAAUGUGAUCGGCCAAACUUGGUCAAAACUUCAUUCACUGGACAAAGACUCGGUGUGUGUGUAAACUUAAGAGUUAGAGCAACAAUGUACCGAAUUUAGAGUCAAUCUAACUUCGGAAGGCAAUUUUAAAGCGAAAGCAUCUCUUUUUGUAUUAUUUUAACAACAGGUUACUAGAUAGCUGCUAAAAAGGUUUAAGCUCAAAGACCUGGAUGGAAAGGAUCCCUAGAUAAAGGACUGAAACCGUAGUAUUCCCUGUUAGUGCCAUAAACUUUUUCUGCCUAAAAACAUCUUACUCAGCCAUGAGCAACCGAAUCACCGCUUUCAGUCUAAAUAUGACAAGAGCUUUUUUAUUUUUUCCGUCUAUCAUUCGACAAACUUAGUAUCAGUUAACCAAGCCUCCGUGUCAGUUUACUUACGUACAUAGUAAGUCACUUCUUUUUCAGAGAAGAUGACGUGCGCUUUGCACAAGGCUCGGAACACGCGACCCGCGUGAUCUCCAUUUGAUCUCCAUUUGAUCAUGUGAUAGUAUGGGCCACCCCAGUCUAGUCUCCGUUUGACACGCGAUGGUAUGAGCUACUCUAGUUUAAACACUGUUUGAUCGCUUGAUGGCUUGGUUCAUUCCAGUUUGAUUUCCCUUUGAUCGUGUGGUAGUUCUGUCGAAGACAAUUUCGAAGGACGGAAAGCACGCAGUCAUUCACACAAAACGUGCAUGCAGGACAAGGACCAGUUGACUAGAAAAUCGAUAUCUUAGACCCUGUAGCCAGAAUCUGGGUGUUUGAUUCAAUUAUGGAAGUAAUGGUUAGUUCUAUUAUUUUUCGGUCUUUUCGCUUCCUUUCAGGCCAUUUUCUUUUCUCUUUUCUUCUCCGGGACUACCUUAUUUAAGAGGAAUAAGUAUCAGUAUUGGGAUGAAAAGAAUUGAAAAGCGUGGCCUUAAUUUAAAAUUUUAUUGGCUUAUGCCAGGAGGGUAUUUGCCUCCAAAAAAACUUAAGCGUGAGAAUGGAUUUGCCGUACUUUAAUUGCUCUUUAAAAUAGAAUCAUCGGCAUCAGAACUUAUGUAAGAACGUGGAAAUAGACCUGAUGCUUAAAAGGAAACUAUUAAUCCUUUACACCCUAACAUCAAUAUGCAUACUCCCCAUACUGCUCUCUAUGCAUUUUCAAAAGUGCUGACAACGAGAAUGUGUUUAACAAUCCAGAGCUUCUUUAAUGGGUUAUCAUUCCCUUUAAUCUCGUGACCUUAAUGCCGUAGGCUACUAACAGCCAACACCAACUAAGUUGGUGGGCUACUAACAGGAAAGCAUAAUAAACAGGACUUAUAAUGCAUAAUUUGUUGUAGAAGGAGGCCAUUAUCCGUUUUAAAAAUGCGUGUGAAUAACUCUUCGUAAGGUUUAUAGGAUAGUUUUAUCUUAACCGCGCAUACAAGCGUUCGAUGAUCCCAAGUGAGCAAAUGAAGUAAAAAUUUUAUCCCUUUCCCAGAUCGAAAAUAAAGAAAGAGAUUCAGUUUGACUAAAGAAAACAAGGCCAGCGGAAAAAGCCAGCACAAGAGUUUCAUUUUUUAAUCUUUGUUACUUUGCAUGGAAGAAGAACGAACUCGUUUUCUAGAGUCCACAGGUAGUGACAUUAAAAAGCUAAUCUCGAAUGCUACCCCGGAAACUAAAAAACAUUAGUAAAAAAUUUUAGUCAACGUGCGAUACGAAAUUUAAUGGAAGGG